AUGCAGGUUUUAAUAAAAGCGAACUGUAAUAAAAACGCUAAAGUUAGAACCCGUCCCAAAAUUCGCGAAGCCAAUGAUCUAGAUCUAACCAGUGACCCUGUUGCAGCGAUGUGCAGGCAGCUCGAACAGAUGAAGAAGGAGCGUAUAAAAAACGGUUCGACGACCACGUCGACGUCAUCCCCGAGUCCGCCUCCAGCCAGCCAGUUCAGCAACCGUGGCUCCGGUUGUACAACGGUGCCCUGCAACCGGGACUCCGAUAAAGUGCGGGGCAACGAGGGCAACUGCAGCUACGAGUGCGUCGCCUUGCACGUCAGCCCGGACUUGGGUGAACGGGUGAUGCUGUCGGGUGGUAGCGCGCUUUUGGACGAGGUGUUCCCGGAGACGACGCAAGCGGUGAUCGACGCUCGUUCCGGCGUCGCCUGGCACCAGCAGGACGCCCGCUACGUGAUCAGGUUCCCGUUGAACGGUUUCUGCAAGCUGAACUCCGUGCAGGCGAUCACCAGGCUGCUGAACGCAGGGUUCCGCGUGGUCGCCAGCAACGGCGGCGGCGUCGAGGAGCAACAGUUCUCGGAGUACCUGUUCGUGCGACAGGCCGUCAACACCUGACGGAGCACCGCGCACCAGCGCAAAACGAGCUCGAGGACGGUCCGCUGCCUGCAGCAGGAUCUGGACCACGAGUGAGUUGUCUCCAGGAGAAGAAUAUCGAAGACUGUGUCACGGAUGAUCGUCUGAUCCAGCGAAGCACCGCGCGCUGCUUCAGCUUCCGAGGAUCGUUCGGGAGAUUUUCGUACGUCGAGCGCGUUGAUUCGAACCUCUCUAACCUGCGCCCCGCUUCGGGCGUAGGGUUCUGAAAAUUGUCUGAAUAGCCGGGCCUCGCCGAGCGAGGACUUCGCGGGAUACGUCGAUGCAGGUUUUGCAUUUGAAAUUAAUUCUUCGAUCGACGAAACUCGGAUCGAAUAUAAAAAUUGAACGGUUCUUUGUAAAUAAUUGUCGAAGGACGAUCGAUUAUUCGUACUGACGUUUGUAUUAUUUUAUGAAUAAGUAAUAGAAGUUCGUGUUAAAUUUGAAAAUUGUAUGAAAUACGAUCUGCGAAAGGGUUGAUUUCUUUUGCAAAAAGUUGUGUUUGAUUUGCAAAAAUAUGAAUGAAAUCUGCAAAAGGGUUAACGUGAUUCGCCUGAAGAUUGGCACGUUGUACGAAAGAAUUCAUUUGGAUUCGCAUGAAGGCGAUUUGAUUCGUGAAAGAGCUAAUGUUGAAUGCAGAAAAGGUAAAUUUGCUAAAGAAUCAAUUCGAAUUGCAAAAGGAUGGAUUGAUUCGCAAAAGAAUUAACGUGAAAUACGAAAAGAAUUCGCUUUAAGUAGAAAAUGGUGAAUAUGAUCCGCGAAAAGACUAAUUUUUAGUACAAAACCUGCGAUCAUCGUAGCCGUGCGCUCAAUUAUCUAGGGCUUCGAGCUACCGAAACAUGGACAACUAUUGGGUUGGCAACUAAGUAAUAGCCGAUUUGUUCAAUGAAAUAAAAAAUUUUGUUUUACUUGGAACGAA
Molecule: messenger RNA, 1540 nt
Organism: Megalopta genalis
Lineage: Eukaryota; Metazoa; Arthropoda; Insecta; Hymenoptera; Halictidae
Source: RefSeq, a predicted model, not a curated record